CCCCUUUCCCAUACGGACUGCAGAGUUAAACUCGCGCUGGAGCUCUGAAACUAAGAUCUUUAUUCUCUCUGCGCGGCGACCGGACACCUGAUCGCGCUCGGAUGGAGGGGUGAAACCCGAUCUUCCGAAUGUACUUCUGCCCACGAAACCCGGAGGAGUGACUCACCACCAAGGACACGUGAAAAAAAAAACAUGUCUUCUUCUGCGAGUGAGGUGAUUGGCGCCGAUGAGAUCAAGAGGGAGAGCUCGAGGGCACUGGAGAAUCGGGGGAGUGUCAAGCUGGCCACGCUCGAUCCGGCCGGGUUGCCCAUGGAGAACUCUGGCUCGGCGGCGGUGACUGUUGAAUGCGCACCGGCCUCUCUAGCGUUCUCACCGGAACAAGUGGCAUGUGUCUGCGAGGCACUGCUGCAGGGUGGCAAUGUGGAGCGCCUUGCUCGCUUCUUAUGGUCGCUACCGCAGAGUGAGCUUUUACGCGGCAACGAGAGCAUCCUUAAGGCGCAGGCCAUAGUAGCGUUCCAUCAGGCGCGCUACCAGGAGCUCUAUUGCAUCUUAGAGAACCACAACUUCAGCCCGUGCAACCAUUCGUCCCUGCAAGACAUGUGGUACAAGGCGCGCUACACCGAGGCGGAGAAGGCACGCGGGAGGCCGCUGGGCGCCGUGGACAAAUACCGACUGCGCAGGAAGUAUCCGCUGCCGCGCACCAUCUGGGACGGCGAAGAGACCGUGUACUGCUUCAAGGAGAGGUCGAGGAACGCGCUCAAGGACAUGUACAAGCGCAACCGCUACCCGUCGCCGGCAGAGAAGCGGAACCUCGCCAAAAUCACUGGACUUUCUUUGACGCAGGUCAGCAACUGGUUCAAAAACAGAAGGCAGCGGGACCGAAAUCCAUCAGAAGCGCAAUCUAAAAGUGAAUCAGAUGGCAAUCAUAGCACAGAGGAUGAGUCCAGUAAAGGACAGGAUGAGCUUUCUCCUCGUCCUCUCUCUAGUGGCUCUGCUGGUUCAGUUGCCCUUGGUACUAGUCCUGCUCUUGCAUACUCCGAUGGUGCCACCACUGUCAUCCAGCAGAUUGGAGAUGCCAAAAUGUCUCCACUUGCUCCAGGAAUGGGUUUCAAUGGUGACCUGUCAAACACCAACUCACACUAUCUUAAUGGUGGAGCAUAUGUUCAAUCACAUGGCAGCAACAGUCUCCUGAAUGGACUUGGAGCCACAAGUGGUCACUUCUUGACCUUUGAUCCACAGAGGGUCUCCCAUGCCCAAGAGAGGCUACUGGGUGGCUCGUCUGUGUCUUAUGCAUCUUAUUCAAUGGGGGCUCCAGAAACUGCAGUUGGAAAACUAGAUGGUAUGCAGCCUCUGAGUUCUCAUACAGAACAUGGAGCAGUGCCUUCAGUCGUCACCUUUGCCACCACCACAUCAUCUUCCUCCUCUUCCCCUGGAGCUCCUCACCUCAGCAACUACAGCAUGGUCAAUCUUUCAGGGGUGGAGAGCAACCUGGGCCUUCCUCCUUUAUUGCUACCCUCAUCUUCUACAGCACCCUCUCACGCAGGCUCGACUCCACUGGAAGGGGUGGUCAGUGACUCGUCUCAGCACUCAGGUCAACCCCUGCUCUACACGCUCAACCAGGCUGUCAAACAGGAGCCUUUGGACAUUGGGGUGGCUUACUCAUAUCCCUCCAGUAUGCCCUUAGACCAAAGUAGCAACUUGGGUUACACAGCAUCCCUCUUUCUCUCCACAAACCUAAACCACUCACCCAACAACGGUGGACCCCUGGCCCCUGCAGCCACAGCUGCUAUCACCUCUGUGCUCUCCAGCACAGAAGGUCACCCUGGUCUGACUCACACUGCCCGCGGCCUCCAGGAAACUGGGGGAGCUCUGCCCUCAGACUACAGGGCACAGGAAGCACAGCUGCCCCUGUCCGACAAUCUUGAGUCCCCUGCUGGUACUGGUGAGGGCCCUCCUGGAGUGUGUGGUGAUCUGGACAUGGAGGGAAAAGAGCUGGCCAAGCUGCAGACUGUUCAGAUGGACGAGGACAGCAACGACCUCUGACCCUUUAAUCACAACAUCUGAAGAGCUGUAUUUCAUUAGUGGUUGAUUUUCUUGCACUGCAGCAUAACUAUAAACAUCUCCUAAGCACACACCAAUCUUUAUAUACUUUGUCACUUUUAUGAUAAUGUAUGCAAGAUGUGUGCAAAUAGGUGGAACACAUGAACAGUGCCUUUGUAUACAUAAAUAAAAGUAGACUCACAUGUCCUGACUUGCACUCGAAUAGCUGCAGAAUGUACUUGUUGAUGCACUGACCCUGAACAAAAUAUCUCAGCACUGUCUUUUCUCUCCUAUUUGCAGUAAUAGAGAUUUUCAUUUUGAAAGACAUUGAGAGUGAUAGAGCAUGGUUGACUGAGAGAGCGGGAGAGAGAGAAAGAAAGAGAGAGAGCGGGGGAGAGAGAGAGAGCGAGAGAGAGAGAGAGAGAGAGAGAGAGAGAGAGAGAGAGAGAGAGAGAGAGAGAGAGAGAGAGUA
Messenger RNA from Tachysurus fulvidraco (yellow catfish), 2512 nucleotides. It is a transcript of the gene six4b, whose product is annotated as SIX homeobox 4b. NCBI's taxonomy places the organism in Eukaryota, Metazoa, Chordata, Actinopteri, Siluriformes, Bagridae. The transcript is spliced from 3 exons. The coding region runs from base 193 to 2043 and encodes 616 amino acids. The record is from RefSeq and is a predicted model, not a curated record. Gene Ontology annotation, molecular function: DNA-binding transcription factor activity, RNA polymerase II-specific; RNA polymerase II cis-regulatory region sequence-specific DNA binding. Gene Ontology annotation, biological process: regulation of transcription by RNA polymerase II. Gene Ontology annotation, cellular component: transcription regulator complex; nucleus.